Messenger RNA from Copidosoma floridanum, 1202 nucleotides. RefSeq names its product RNA polymerase II subunit M (gene Polr2M). Gene Ontology annotation, cellular component: nucleus. NCBI's taxonomy places the organism in Eukaryota, Metazoa, Arthropoda, Insecta, Hymenoptera, Encyrtidae. The record is from RefSeq and is a predicted model, not a curated record. Gene Ontology annotation, biological process: transcription elongation by RNA polymerase II. Gene Ontology annotation, molecular function: transcription elongation factor activity.
ACUCGGCAUUAGUUCAUUGUAUAAAAAAAAUUAUUCAAGAAAAUGAGCAUUAUCAAACCAAUAAUAAAAAAAAUACCUGGUGAAGUGCCCCCGCUGCCUAAAAAGUCAAGUCAAGGUUAUAUAGACGAUUUAGGGAAAAAGACAAAAAUUGAGCUGCAGGAGCUCCUGGAGCGUCAAAAUAAACUCCUAGCCAACAAAAGUUUUGUUUCAAAACUACCUGACAAAGGAGCAAAAAUAAUAUGUUUUAAAGAAAAACUGUCCAAGGAACUUGAACAUCGAAAUCAUGUGGAGGGUGCAGCUAAACUGUUAUCUAGGCUUAACAUUGCUUCUGAAGGCAAGGCAGCAAUGAGUAAACUUGAGUGGACUGGAGAAUACAGUGAAAAAGCAGAAAAAAAUGGAAAAAUUGUAGAGCUCGAUAGUGAUGACGACAAUGAGAAUGUCCUUAAAAUAUUAGCUCAGCCAACUGGUAGUGGAGUUCACAAAAAAAAAGUCAUACACCUUGCACAAGAAGAAUCACUAAUAAAGCCUGAAGAUCUUGUUGAGAUAGAAUCUGCAAGCAAUGACAAUAUUGACGUGGGUCAUAUCAAGUACAUAGUGAACAAAGUUGAAAAUUCAGAGAAUAAAAAGAAAAAGGAACCAUUUAGACCUUACAAGACAACAAAAUCUAAUGUUCAUGAUCCUGAAAAGGAAAUAGAGAGGGGUAAGAAAAAACAUUUUAAGUGGGAGGUGACAGCAGCAACACCACCUACUAUUGUGCAUGGAGCUGUCAAGCCAUUAAGUAUUGAAGAAUCUCUAGAGUUACAAAAAGAGCAAACGGCCAAAUUAAAAGUGAUUCAAGCCAAGAGUGCGGCCGAACGAUUAGUUCAGCAACUAGGAACGCACACGAUUGGCAAUUUACCGAGAAAUGCUGGAAAUUAUCGGUCUCAUACAGAAAAAUCUGACUCUUCGAGUUCAGAAGAUGAAGAGGAUUAUGAAGUUUAUGAUGAUGAAGACAAUGAUAGAGGGGGAACUGUUACUUAUACUGUUGAUACUGUUGAAAGUUAACAAUUUAUUUUUUGUACCCAAAGCCGAAACACAAAACAUCGUUCAUGUACUGUGGGUGGAAGUAUAGAAUUUUUGCCAUACCUGAGGCAAAGCAGAUUGAAUUAACAUAAGUACGAUCUGGGAUAGUCUACUAUCUCGUUCUCAAAGCGUAAUGUAUU